GCGAUGAUAACUCGGAAUCCUAUUCUUUCACCGUAAAUCAAUUCAAUGCGAAAGCAAAUACAUCUCAAGUAAUUUCUUUCGACCACAUUGAUUAAAAGCUACUAGGCUGCUGGGAAGGGAAAGCAAGGGGAGGUGCCAAGGUACGCAUCCAUUACUUCAAUUUACAUGAAGUAGGAAUUAUUUUCUUGUUUCACGAUUGAGAAAUAUCGACCGAACAUACAAAGCUUAGAAAGGAAAACAUUGGUAUCAUACCUUGCACUUCAUUUACAUGGUGGACAAAAAAGGUGACAAUUACUUGCUUAAAUUCAUGAGAAAGGUGGAUCCUCACUAAUUAAGACCUCGACCAAAGACCUCAACUACACUCCGUGGUAUUUGAGGUGUCAUUCAUUCAGUCACUUUUGUUGCCUCAGACAUCAUACCACAUAAUACUCAAUAAAAAAGAAAACAUGAACACAGAAAAGGGGUUAGUAUAUGCCCUGCUGCUUCUUUUUCUACUUCAGGUAAGUACUUGCUUGGACAUCCUAAACCAAAACAACACUAUCAAAGAUGGCAAUCUCUUGGUCUCCAGUGGUAAAAUGUUCACUCUCGGUUUCUUCAGCCGGGGUAAUUCUAGCCACCGUUAUGUCGGAAUUUGGUAUUCUCAAAUUUCUGAGCAAACCAUUGUUUGGGUUGCUAAUCGAGAGAGACCAAUCAGUGGCACUUCAGGAGCUCUUUCAAUUGAUUCUGAUGGAAAUUUGGUGCUCUAUGAGACAAAUGGAAGCUUUCCUGUUUGGUCCACAAAUGUUUCUUCUGCAUUAUCCAAUCAUUCUACUACAGCCCAGCUCAUGGAUUCAGGCAAUCUAGUACUUCGAGAUUUUAGCGAAAAGAUGAUAUGGCAAAGCUUUGAUUAUCCAACAGACACUGUGCUUCCUUUAAUGAAAAUCGGGUUGAACCGCAAAACCGGUUUGAACCAGUUCAUAACAUCAUGGAAGUCCCCAGACGAUCCGACACCUGGCAAUUACUCCCUUAGGAUCGACGGAACGGGCUACGCUCAAUUGUUUCUGCUCAAGGACGGGGAUCCAUAUUGGCGUGCCGGGUCAUGGACUGGAGAUCGGUGGAGCGGUAUACCUGAAAUGAGUCGUUUUUUAAGCUUUGUAAAUGAUCUAGACGAGGUUUCUACAAUGUAUGACGUCAUUGACGCAUCGAUCAUCACCAGAAUGGUGGUGAACGAAUCGGGGUCACUCCGACGAUCCACGUGGCACGACAAAGACCGGCGGUGGAUAGAAUUCUGGUUCGCUCCAAAGGACCAGUGCGAUUAUUACGGCAAGUGUGGGCCCAACAGCAACUGCAAUCCACACAUUACGGGCCAGUUCGAGUGCACAUGCCUGCCAGGGUUCGAGCCCAAAUCCCCGGGCGAUUGGUACCUUAGAGAUGGAUCGGCAGGCUGCGUAAGGAGGGGAGGGGUGUCAGUGUGUCGAAGUGGGGAAGGAUUCGUGAGGGUGGCACGUGCGAAGGUGCCGGACACUUCAAAAGCACGUGCCAACAUGAGCUUGAACUUGAAGGAGUGCGAGGAGGAAUGCCUGAGGGAUUGCUCUUGCACAGCUUAUGCUAGUGCCAGUGAAAGCCUGGGAGGUUCCGGGUGCCUCAUAUGGCAUGGCGAUUUAGUUGAUGCAACAUUUGUCGAUUCAGGUCAAGAUUUAUAUGUACAGGUCGAUGCCAUUGAGUUAGCUCGUCACAGGAAGACAAGAUCCCUCAGCCAAAAGGCAAUGGUUGCGAUCAUUCUAGUUUCAAUUUUGACAGCUCUACUUCUCGCCGGCUUCUUCUUGUAUGGCUUGGCGAUCAAGAAGAGAAAGGAUCGCAGAAGCCAUAAUCCACAGGUGAGUGAUAUGACCAGUUCAACGUAUUUCAACGGCCCUCAGUGUGUAAAAGACCGCAGUGAUGAACCGAGGGGAAACAGAGAUGUGCCGCUCUUUGAUCUGAGUACCGUAGCUUCGGCAACAAACAAUUUCUCCGUCCUCAAUAAGCUCGGUCAAGGCGGUUUUGGAUCAGUAUACAAGGGCGUUAUGGACAAUGGAAUGGAAAUAGCGGUCAAAAGACUAUCAAAGCAUUCAGGACAAGGAGUUAAAGAAUUUAAAAACGAAGUCCGGUUAAUUGCGAAGCUCCAGCACCGGAACCUGGUGAGAAUACUAGGCUGCUGUGUCGAAGAAGACGAGAAAAUGCUAAUUUACGAGUAUUUACCUAACAAGAGCUUGGAUACCUUCCUUUUCGGACUCUUGUACUUGCACCAAGAUUCAAGGCUCAGGAUCAUCCACCGAGACUUAAAGGCCAGCAACAUCCUACUCGACGCUGCAAUGAAUCCAAAGAUAUCGGAUUUCGGUAUGGCUAGGGUAUGCGGCGGGGACCAGAUCCGAGGAAACACAAAUCGAGUAGUUGGAACAUAUGGGUACAUGGCACCGGAGUAUGCUAUGCAAGGCCAGCUAUCUAUAAAAUCAGAUGUGUACAGUUAUGGAGUUUUGUUGCUAGAGAUCAUCACAGGCCAAAGAAAUAGCGGGUGCUAUCAUAUGAACCCCUUUUGCUAUUUAAUUGGCCAUGUAUGGGAGCUGUGGAAAGGAGGAAACUGCAUGGACAUUGCGGACAAAUCAAUUGGCAAUACAUAUUCUGAAGAAAUCGUAUCAAGGUGCAUUCAAAUCGGUCUUUUGUGCGUGCAAAGAUAUGCAUCGGACAGACCAACUAUGUCCACAGUGGUUUUCAUGUUGGGAAAUGCUGAUGUGGUACUUCCGUUCCCGAAACAGCCCGCAUUCAUCGACGAGAGUGACUACAAUGGAAAUAUUCAGUCGACAUGUAACCAAACAUGUUCUGUUAACAGAGUUACAAUUACUGCUGUUGAAGCUCGCUAGCCACAUGCCACCACAAGUCCACUACGGUACUACUCAACUUGAGAAAUUGAGAUGCUUCCUGUAUCGGUAGAUAGACGACACCUGAAGGCUAAUCGUGUUGUGUAUGAGCUAAAAGUUGCUCUUGUGCUUAGGAGAAAAGUUUACAUGUAGAUUAGAUAUAAUAGACUACUUUUGCAAAUUUCCUUGAAUAUACAUGAGGUAGGAAUUAUUUUCU
Molecule: messenger RNA, 3090 nt
Organism: Eucalyptus grandis
Lineage: Eukaryota; Viridiplantae; Streptophyta; Magnoliopsida; Myrtales; Myrtaceae
Product: G-type lectin S-receptor-like serine/threonine-protein kinase RKS1
Biological process (GO): protein phosphorylation; recognition of pollen
Molecular function (GO): protein serine/threonine kinase activity; ATP binding
Source: RefSeq, a predicted model, not a curated record